CAGCUAUCCAACUCGAUUGUUUUUAUUUGUUCCUCCAGGCGACCUGAAAAAAAAAUUGGUAAACACUUCGUGUUUAUUUUCGAAUGAAAAUCGAACUGUUGUUUCAUUCGUUCUGAAUUUCCAUUGGAAUUGGAUUCGUUUUCAUUUAAAAGUACCGAAUCUAACAAUUAGACUUUCAUUAGUAACAAUGCGGGUCAUCGGUUUGGUGUACUGGUUUGUCUUGAUUUGUGCUGAAGAUAGUGGUGGUGUUGAGGUUGUUGUUAGGGUGAUUGGAGGCGGAGAGUGGGCGAAGGUGGUUGCUCUGAGGAAUGGUUAUGAUUAUAAAGGACCUGUGAAAGGAUUCGAAAACAUUUAUAUACUACACCAAAAUUCGACUAAAAUAUCUUCCCCUGGAAAAAGAAGCUCUAGUUCUCACAUUUCAGAGGAUGUAGAUGUUCUUUGGUACGAAGAACAAAAUAUAAAACAAAGACAAAAACGAGAUUUCGUGGAUAUCUCAGAUACUCCUCACGAGAGGGUGAAACGAAUCCAAGAUGACGGCAUUUCCACUACAAACGAAUUUCAAGGAAACCCUGAAGAUAUAAGACUCUUUAACGACGAGCUAUGGAACCACGAAUGGUACUUGAAGAACACGAGGUCGUUGGAAGAACUACCGGAUUUAGAUCUGAACGUUCUGAAGGUCUACAGUGCAGGUAUCACAGGAAGAAACGUAAGAAUCAGCGUUAUCGAUGAUGGUUUGGAAUACACACAUGAAGAUUUGAGAGCCAACUAUGAGCCUGAGAUUAGUUAUGAUUGCAACGAAGAGGACAACGACCCUAUGCCACGCUACGAUAUGGCUAGAACCAACAGCCAUGGAACUAGAUGCGCUGGUGAGAUAGCUAUGGUAGCCAAUAAUGAAAAGUGUGGAGUUGGAGUUGCUUUCAACGCGAAAAUUGGAGGUAUCAAGGUGCUUGAUGGUUUCAUUACCGAUCGCCUGGAAGGUACAGCUCUCAGCUUUGGUCUCGGAGUCAUAGACAUCUACAGCGCCUCCUGGGGGCCCACAGACGAUGGUAGAACAGUCGACGGUCCUGGAGAAUUAGCGAAGGAGGCUUUGGAACGCGGCACCAAAUUGGGUCGUGGUGGCAAAGGCAGUAUUUUCGUUUGGGCUUCUGGAAAUGGGGGUGGCAGAGGUGAUAACUGCAACUGUGAUGGGUAUGUCAACAGCAUAUACACAGUGUCAAUUGGGAGUGUUAAUGAAAGAGGGAUAUUUCCUUGGUAUGGUGAGGCUUGCGCUUCAACGUUAGCUGUGACGUAUUCUUCAGGAGCUCGUAGUGAUCAGAUGAUAGUAACUACCGACUUAUACAACAACUGCACCAUGAAACAUACAGGUACUUCAGCAUCUGCACCACUUGCAGCUGGAAUAAUAGCCUUGGCACUGGAAGCCAAUCCUCGGUUGACUUGGAGAGAUAUACAGUAUCUGAUAGUGUUCAGUUCUGCGAAAUCUCCAUUGUUACGGAAUCCAGGUUGGCAGAAGAAUGGAAUUGGACUAUGGUUCAACACUAGGUUUGGAUUUGGGCUGAUCGAUGCCUACAAGAUGGUCCAGAUGGCAUCUUACUGGGUUGCUGUGCCUGAGAAGAGGAUUUGUAAGGUUGAAGCAAUCAGAAAAUCGAUGCAACUCCGUGCUGGCCAACCUCUGUCCGUACCAAUUUUCACUUCGGGCUGUAAAUGGACAGGCAACGAGGUGAAUCAUUUAGAGCACGUUGAAAUUAGGACGAAUAUAAAGUAUUCACGACGGGGAUCCUUAGAAAUCUACCUAACCUCACCCUCAGAAACUUACGUGCAACUUCUGUCCCGUAGGAUGUUGGAUGGCAGUCCAGACGGAUUCCAGAAUUGGAGUUUCAUGUCAGUUGUUACUUGGGGAGAGCGUUCUCAGGGUGUUUGGACACUUACUAUAAAAGAUGAGGUUGGACCUACCAACAAUAGAGGAACUCUAGGAUACACUGAACUCAUUUUACAUGGAACUAAAAAUAGGCCUGCAUAUGAGAAAAUAGUUUCGAAUAAUAAAGCUAUGUUGUAAAUAGAAUAAGUAUAA
Harmonia axyridis is the source of this 2068-nucleotide messenger RNA. Its product is annotated as neuroendocrine convertase 1-like. Gene Ontology annotation, cellular component: trans-Golgi network; Golgi membrane. Bases 188 to 2053 code for a protein of 621 amino acids. The record is from RefSeq and is a predicted model, not a curated record. The transcript has 12 exons. Gene Ontology annotation, biological process: protein processing. Lineage: Eukaryota; Metazoa; Arthropoda; Insecta; Coleoptera; Coccinellidae. Gene Ontology annotation, molecular function: serine-type endopeptidase activity.